CGAUCACCCGGGCGCCGGGGAGCCGAGCGCCGCCGUCGCCGCCGCCGAGAUGGAUCAGUGCGUGACGGUGGAGCGCGAGCUGGAGAAGGUGCUGCACAAGUUCUCCGGCUACGGGCAGCUGUGCGAGCGCGGCCUGGAGGAACUCAUUGACUACACGGGCGGCCUCAAGCAUGAGAUCCUGCAGAGCCACGGCCAAGAUGCUGAAUUAUCAGGGACACUUUCACUUGUUUUGACACAGUGCUGUAAAAGAAUAAAGGAUACUGUUCAGAAAUUGGCCUCAGACCACAAAGACAUCCACAGCAGUGUUUCUCGGGUUGGAAAAGCCAUUGAUAAGAAUUUUGAUUCUGAUAUUAGCAGUGUAGGGAUAGAUGGCUGCUGGCAGGCAGACAGCCAAAGGCUUCUCAAUGAAGUGAUGGUGGAACACUUCUUUCGACAGGGAAUGCUGGAUGUGGCCGAGGAGCUCUGUCAGGAAUCUGGUCUUUCCGUAGACCCCAGUCAGAAAGAACCAUUUGUGGAGUUAAAUCGAAUAUUAGAAGCAUUAAAAGUCAGAGUUCUGAGACCUGCUCUGGAAUGGGCGGUAUCAAACCGAGAAAUGCUUAUAGCCCAGAACAGCUCCUUGGAAUUUAAGCUACACAGACUGUAUUUUAUUAGCUUAUUAAUGGGUGGAACUACAAAUCAGCGAGAGGCAUUACAAUAUGCUAAAAAUUUUCAGCCAUUUGCCCUAAAUCAUCAAAAAGACAUUCAGGUUUUGAUGGGAAGCCUCGUGUACCUGAGACAAGGGAUUGAGAACUCACCAUAUGUUCACCUGCUUGAUGCAAACCAGUGGGCUGACAUCUGUGACAUCUUUACACGGGAUGCCUGUGCCCUCCUGGGGCUCUCCGUGGAGUCCCCUCUCAGUGUCAGUUUCUCUGCAGGGUGUGUGGCGCUGCCAGCUUUAAUUAAUAUUAAAGCUGUGAUUGAGCAGAGGCAGUGCACUGGAGUUUGGAACCAGAAAGAUGAAUUACCUAUUGAAGUGGACCUUGGUAAAAAGUGCUGGUAUCACUCAAUAUUUGCCUGUCCCAUUCUUCGUCAGCAAACAACAGAUAACAAUCCACCAAUGAAAUUGGUCUGUGGUCAUAUUAUAUCAAGAGAUGCCCUGAAUAAAAUGUUUAAUGGUAGCAAAUUAAAAUGUCCAUAUUGUCCAAUGGAACAAAGUCCAGGAGAUGCCAAACAGAUAUUUUUCUGAAGAAAUGAUUUUAGUUUGCAAUUUGUAAGUGAAACUGAAUUGUGGAUUUCAGAAGAGACCGUUCCAUUUAAUGCAGCUAACCAAGGACUCCCGUGUUUAUAUAAGCUGAUGCUCCAGAAACUUUGCCAACAUUUUAGUGCACACACACUGAGGGGAGUGCUCCAGAUGAAUAUUAUCAUAGGGCUUUAUUAUAUUCUUGGUCUUCAUUUUUGAUCAAGUAAAUACACCAGCAGUUGUCAUUCAAUGCAGGUUUUUGUACUUAAUUAUAUGGUGAUUUUUUUACUCUUUAAGAGCAGAAACAGAACUUGACCUCCCUGCCAUGUGUUUAGUAUUUCUCCUGCUUUUACUUUUGUCAUUUACUUGAUAAUUGUAAGCUUUGAGAAUGUUUGUGAAAAGGUUUUAUUUUUUGUUAUGUAUACAUAAGUAAAUGAAAAUUCUUUGGAAAAACUGAAUUGUGGUUAUAAAACUAAUUUGCAUUUUUUUUUUUUGCUUAAGGAAGAAAGCUGUGAUAGAUUCCAAAUUUGCUUUUUGAUGUUUUUCUCUGCUCCACCUCUCACUGAGAAGUCAGCAGGCCUGCAUUUGAGCUCUGCUGGUAGCCUGGCUACCUGUUUAAAAUUCCAUCAUGAAUUUAGCAGGUUGGUGUGAGAAGUCUUCCGCUAUAACAGUGGAAGGAGUACUAUUGUUUCUUUGCUUUUAUUGCCAAGAGGUGCUUGUUUUAAAAGUGUGCUCAAUAAAAUGAAAUUCUGAAGGUAGAAGUGUUUUUAAGUUGAUAUUUGCUCUCUUGGUCUUGGUAGCCCUGUUCUCUGAAAUUGGCCUUCAGGACUUGGCUGUAUAUCAUUGCAGACACAGUGUUGCGUGUGCGUGCGUGUGUGUAUGUGUGUGUGUACACCAGCAUCAAACAUUGUGCAUCUGAAAGGGAAGAAGCAUGUUCCAGUCCUAAAAUGCAGUUACCAACUCAUUACUUUAAAUCCUGAAAGUUAGAAUCUAGCACAUUUUCUGUAGUACAGAAUAUGUUUAUUGCUGUUUUUGUAUUUGAAUAGUAUACUGUUCAUUGCCUCUCCUGCAGCGUGUAUCAUCUCAUUGACUGUGAAUCUGUAUAUUAUUCUAAUGGAUACACAUAAUGAUCUUUUCUCUUGUGAGGUAUAUUCAUUUAAUGCACUAUCCAGAAAUAGCCAUGUGUAAGAGUCUUUCUCUGUAUGAUGAACUACAUGGAAAAAGACUUCUGUGGACAUAAUUCCGACUUAAACCCUUUAAGUUACUUCAUUAUGAGAAGAAUGAUGUAUGAAAAUCACCAAAUAUUUUGCAACUUUAUUUCAUCUGACAUGGAAACGAACAUCAAUAUAGGAAAACUUUCAUGAGAAAAUGAAAAAAGAAGAAAGCACAGAAUCAAAGAGAACCAUGACACUUCACAUUUUAAACUACAGAUUGGCUUAGUUUGAGGGGGGGGCGGGAAGAGAACAGAUUUGGUGCUAAUUGGAAAAUGGCAGCAUUUGCAGUAGUGUACCAGCCUGAAUGGCUUAUCCUGAAAUGCUUACUUACAUGGGAGAGCUGGGGUUUGUAAGGUUAGAAGGGUACUGCGGAAAGCCCUGUUUGACCGAAGUUCUGGUCAGGCUUAUGUUGAGGGCCGCUGUGGGUCACAUAGGUUAGUUGGCCGGGAAUCGUGAUUAGCCCGUUCAGAGUGCUUGCUUUGUCCAGCCUUGGUCUUAGCCUCACGGCAACUUUUUCCCAGUGUGUCUGUUUUCCUUUGGGAACCCUCUCUAAAGUUUCACCUCUCUCUACUAAAGCAGUGAAGGAACAAAGCAGAGAGAAGCUCUUUGGACUCCAAAGGGAAGGUAGAGAAUUCAAUACAAUACUCUGGUUAAGGAUGUAAAACUGGUUUAUUAUAUAUUUUUUAUUUUGAAAUAAACCCAGAGCAUCUUUUUUUAAAAAACCUUUUUCUCAUUAGGGCAGAUUUAGCUUUAUUUACAAUUUAUUCUCACCUUUCCACCUCAAACACCUACAUAGCAUGUAGGUUUUACAUAAGGUUCGAACUAUAUAGAUGUUGCUUUAGAGGCUGGUGGUAAAUAUUUUUGGUGGCCAGCGACUCACGUAGUUGUCUCAGGCUACUUUCAAAGACAAAAGCCAGAGCUCUGCUUUGUCCCUCUCUCAGUGUUGGGAAUCCUAUUGACAGUUUUCUGUGAAGCUCAUGGAACUUUAAAAGGAACAUGCUUUAACUGAAGCAUUUGAUUUUACAGUUUUCUGUGCAAGGUCCUUAUAGUCCUGGACAGGAUUAAGGCCAAAAAUUUUGAAACUCUUGAUCUAACAAUUAAAUGUGAAAAUUAUUUGUUGUGACCUUUAACUAGAUGCAUGGAUUUAAAAGUCAUUGGUGACUAAAUGUGAAGGAGAGGUGGAUUUGAAGAGGCCAGACCUUAACCAAAGAUACUGAAAUACAACAUGUUGUCUUUCCUGCUCUAGACACAUCUUCACUAAUGGUGUCGGGGCUACAUCAUUGCUGACACUAUGGGUAUCAGCAGUGUAGGAGGAUGUUCUUCAUGUUCUGCCUAGAGCUAAGAUUUUUUACAGUCAGACUAAUUAUAAUUACAUUGAAAACGAUUUCAGAGUGGUUUCUUAAAUUUCUCUGGGAACCAUUUCUGUUUUUCAGCCAUGGACUGAGCUAAACUACUAAAACCUUACUAGAUCCUUAGGUUCUGGUUUAGCCAGAGCAUCUAUGCUUUCAAGUACAAUCUGAAGUACAGUGGUUAAGGUUGUCUUUAAAUCUUUUCUCCUUUUUGUGAUCACCAGAGAUGCCAUUUCUAUUGUUUUAGUGGUGGUGGUAUGAGACUUCCAAUGCAUAAAUGAACGGGUAUUGGUGCCUCUUAAUUUUAAAAAUUUUGAAAAGAGCCACCUCAUAUUCAUAGAGUAUGUCAGUAUUUUGUGCGUGUAUGAGCAUUUAAUUGAACAUAAGAAAGUUAUAAAGUAAAUCUUUCGUUUUGAUUUUUCUGUGGCAGCCGAUGUAUACAGAGACACUAAAACCCACACCAAAUUAUGUGGGGAAUGAGGAUCCUUUUUUCUCUCCAGGUAGUCCCACAGGUUAUGCAGUUUACGUGCAGUAUUCUUUAUGCUGUGAGUAAUUUCCACCUCAGUGGUUUCAGCCUUUGGGAUAAUAGAUACUACAAAAACCAAGAACUCUUGGUUACCCGCACAAGACAAGCCGCUGGUAGACAUUAGCCCUCUGGUUUUCCAGCUCAACCUCUGAUUGAGUCAACUGCUAGUCCAUCUGGUCAGUUCGCUUAGUCAGAAGACUCAGGUUAUUUUCAGGGAAGAAAUGGAAGCAUAGUUUAGUUAAUUUCAUCACUAAGGUGUAUAAGGUGAAGACAAACCAAAUACCUUUCAUUACUUUACAUACACUAUCUUCGGUAAUACUGGAAUGCUGUGGUCUUGAGGGAAUGUUAACAAGAAACACAUACAUACCUUCAGUACUUGGUAAGCCUGUCCAGCUGUCGCAGGUUUUAUCUGGUACUGCAGUGUUUACCAUAAGCAAGUACAAACUUCAUGGACUGUUUAUUGAACUAUAAUUGAAUAGAUACCAAAACUAGAAUGACAAAUGUAUUUUAGUAACAGAUGAGGCAACUAGUUUUAGGUCAAGUUUUCCACUGUUGAUUUUACUUCAAGACAUAGGGAGAGAAAACAGAGUUUUGUUUUCAAGACAUUUCCCUCUGUAGUUUUAAACUGUAGUAAGCAUAUGCUUCAUUUACUUCCAAAGAGGUGGAAGAAGCUGGAGUUGACUUAGAGCACAUGCUUUGUUUCCUGUUAUGGGUGAGGACCUACACUUUUAUUUUAGCAGUCACUUAACAUUCUCCAACAAACAUUUGUGGGAUUCACUAGGAUUUAGUGCCUGAUCUUUUCUUUUGGGAAAGGGUGGGAGUGAAUGUAUUGGGGGAGGGAGGGAAGCAGGAGAAAAAAAUGGGAGCGUGAGUGAGUGUGCAUGUCUUUGAAAUUCACCGUUAUCCCCACCCGUGUCUAGCAAGAAACAGGUAUUUAAUGUAUUUUGCUCAUGACUGCAGUGUGCAUGUUUUUUCCCUCCUCCAAGUUCUCUAAACUUAAAGGAUUCAUCAAAUCAUCUUGAUCAGAUGGCUCAGGAUUGUAUUUCUUUUGCUUACCCUGUGCUCUUGGGUUCUAUAGUAUUUCUAUAAUUAUGUAACAAGAAUAGUGUUGCACUGUAAUCUAUUAUAUAGAGCUAUAUGUAUGGAAAAUUUUGAUCAGUUUUUUAAGAAAUGUAUCCUGUUUGCAAAGGCACAAUAAAGUUGCAUAUUAUAGACUAUAGGCAAUAAAGCUAACAAUAAACCUGAUUUAACACAAA
This is a messenger RNA of Pteropus alecto (black flying fox), 5564 nucleotides long. It is a transcript of the gene RMND5A, whose product is annotated as required for meiotic nuclear division 5 homolog A. Lineage: Eukaryota; Metazoa; Chordata; Mammalia; Chiroptera; Pteropodidae. The record is from RefSeq and is a predicted model, not a curated record. Gene Ontology annotation, molecular function: protein binding; ubiquitin protein ligase activity. Gene Ontology annotation, cellular component: GID complex; cytoplasm; nucleus. The transcript has 9 exons. Bases 50 to 1225 code for a protein of 391 amino acids. Gene Ontology annotation, biological process: proteasome-mediated ubiquitin-dependent protein catabolic process.